Caenorhabditis auriculariae is the source of this 1424-nucleotide messenger RNA. NCBI's taxonomy places the organism in Eukaryota, Metazoa, Nematoda, Chromadorea, Rhabditida, Rhabditidae. The record is from the annotation of a GenBank genome assembly.
AUGCCUCGUCGUCAGCCUUGGUUCAUUAUCAGGCCAUGUCGUCGCCGACUUUGCCUGGCAUUUCUGGUAAUAAUUUCGAUAACAAUUCUUUCAAUGCUGGGAUUCACGAGUUAUCUCAUGGAGGUACACAAUGAUUUGGACGCUAUCACCGAAUAAUUUUCAGAUUCCCUAUAAUCAGUUCGUGUGGCCGGAUAUCAAUGCCAAGCAGUACGCGAUAGUUUAGAUCUAACAUUUUUCAAAAAUAUUUAUUAUUCGUUCAGGAUUCACGCAACGACAAUCACCACAAUUCUCGGGUUCUCAAUCCGAACAACUACACUUGGCUUCUGGCUCCCGAAAUCAGAAUGGCCCAUUCCACGACAUUCAUUUACAUUAUAAUCAAGUCUUUCGUCGGGAAUUUCGAGGUAAACCUACCCUGAACUUCAAAAUUCAUAGAAAAAAAUUUCAGCAACGUGAAGCUGUGAGAAACACUUGGGGAAGUCGUCGUGUUGUCAACGGCGUCGAGGUCUACAAAUAAUCAAAGUCCACGUAACAUUCAAACUUCAGGUUGUUCCUGUUUUUGUGAUGGGAAGGUAUGAGGCGGGGCUCGAGCACAACGAGAACUGGAACCUAGUUGAGUUGGAGCAGGAACGAAACAAAGACAUUUUCGCUCUUGACUUCUCAGACACAUACCGCAACAACACCAAAAAAGUAGGCUCUUAGUGGAACAUUGCUCUCAUUUUCGAAAAAAUUCCAGUUUAUGGCCGCGAUUCGCUUUGCUCACGAAAGCCCCGACACUCCAGCUCCACUUUUCACGCUUCUUAUUGAUGACGACUACAUUCUGAGCGUAAAGAACCUUGUCGAAUACGCCAUGACAAAAAAUUCAAGUCUUGAGGUAUCAUAUUGUAUUGGUCCAUUAGGACAUUGCCAUUUUCAAUUUUUUGAAUGGUUUUGUUUAAAAAUAAGUUUUAUCUUUUUUAGAACUACGAAGGCUGGGCUUUUGACACUUCUCCAUUUCGACUGGCUUUCCACAAGCACUGGGUUUGUUAGAAGAUUUGAAUUAUUUUUGGAAACAGUAUUAAUCAAGGUUUCGAUCAACGACUACCCGUUCAGCAGGUACCCUCCGUACAUUUCGGCAGGAGCUGUUCUUCUGUCGCAGGCCACCGUUGAAACUUUCUAUCAUAUGAUUCCAUACGUCAAGGUGAACCUAGAAACUUUUUCUGACAUGAAUAUUAUCUCAGGAGUACUCGUUUGAUGAUAUCUAUGCUGGAAUUCUGGCGAAAAAAGCCGACAUCCUUGCCACUCAUAACCCGGCGUUUGUCUUCUGGACUCGCGAAACGACGAUCCAGGAAUGGAGGAGUGGAGAUUUGAUCGCUGCUCACGGCUACGACGCCAAGAAACUCAUCAAAACGUAUAAUUACCACAGAGGACUUGGCGUUCCCAUGUGA